This is a messenger RNA of Capronia coronata CBS 617.96, 1923 nucleotides long. RefSeq lists its product as uncharacterized. The transcript has a single exon. Bases 1 to 1923 code for a protein of 640 amino acids. Lineage: Eukaryota; Fungi; Ascomycota; Eurotiomycetes; Chaetothyriales; Herpotrichiellaceae. The record is from RefSeq and is a predicted model, not a curated record.
AUGCUGGUACAAGAGAUGGUCCUCAACAACGACUCCAACCAAUCCCAAGAUAUCUACGAACGGCACUUUGCACCCAUGAAGUCGUCUAAGUCGGACGUCCCAUUCCCCCUGGCCACCCCUCGAAAACGUGCGCCUUCAGUAGCCUCGAUCGCAGACCUAGCGGAACAGGAUGGACAGUCGGUGGGUGUCCUCACAAUCAAAGCGACGGACUCUCCACUUCGCGGAGCAGACAAAACUUCCGAUCAGACGAUAUGCCGUGAUCCUGACGUUGACGCGACUCCUGGCGAGCCCAAGUUGUCGCUGCACGAUCUUCCAUCAGAAGUGCAGGGCAAAGUGCUCGACUUCAUCUUUGGUGACAUGCACUCUGUAUAUGCUGCGAGCACAUCAUUACGAGGCAAGAGCGUGUCUUCCCUAAUGCGACAUCCUCGGAGGAAAGCAGUCUCGGAUCUGGCGUUGGUGUCGCCUGCAUGGCGCGACCUGGUUCAAGAGCGGAUAUACAGACACAUCAAGGUCAAAGGCACCCGAGCAGGGCUUGCCGAGUCGGAGGAGUUCUUCGUCACUCAUCUGCACCUGACCAAAUUCGUGCGCCAUAUCGAGUUCUGGGUUCCUGUUUGGGGAGACAAGGCAUCCUCAGACAAUCGGACCUUCGGGCCGGUCAUGCAUGGACCUGAACGGCCAGGAUAUUUCCACCUCGCAAACACGGCGAACGAAAGUCUGAUUCCAGCGAACGACUUUCUAGGCUUCGGCUUCAAGCUAUGCGCCUAUUCAGCAACACUGUCCGAAAUCUUCAACCACGUCAAUUGUUUCUUUCCCAACUCGCGUGUCUUCACUCUCGAAGGCGGCCACUGCAAGAAAUCCAACAUGAUCCGACAUUUCCCACAGACCCUGUUCCCCGACCCGAACCAAAGCCUGGAAAAAUUGCCUAAUAUUCGAACAUUUGCGAUGCGCGGAGCAUGGAAUAUCAUGCGGAACUACAGUCACUGGAAGACGAUCGAGUCGGCACUGCCAAACGUGGAAGAAUGGCACUGCGGCUAUGCUAAGCCACGGAUUGAAGCAGACGCCACGAUCAACAAGAUUCUGCAACAUCUACCAUCGCAACUGCGCCAUGUCAAUAUAUCUCUUGACGGAAUGUACAGCAAAGAUCCGCUGACAGUCGGCUCCAGCUACACACCAGGCCAACCACAUCUCUGCGAACGACUAGGUCGAGUCCUGCCCCAUCUCGAGUCCUUGACCUUUACAGGCAAGGUCUGCGAAUGUCUGUGGACGUCUGCCUUCUCGGCGCUCUCCGGUCUAAAGGAGGAGCCGCGGCUCAAGGCUCUCGAACUCGUUGUGAAAGCGUGCUGUCGCCAGCGCGUCUCCGACAUCGACCCGGAGACAGGCGAGACCAUCGUCCACGAACUCGGCGGUGUCAUGGCCGACGGCGCAGGGAUUACUAACUUAGUCUUCAUCCGGGCCUUUGAGCGCUUGGUUCUGCAUACCGUCGAAGCACUCGCGCGGUUUCCUCAUCUCAACUACGUUCGCAUUCGUUUCAUCGAUCUGGAUUCCCCUUGUACGCUACUCAAUCCGUACUGGCAGCUCGAGAACGGCAAAGUAUAUGGGAUAUGGAACGAAGAGAUCGUCGAGCGUCUCAGCGAGGUGAAACCCGAUGUCGAGUAUGAUGAGCUGGGCGAUGGCAUCGAGUACGCUGGACACCGCCGCAAAUCCACUUCUGCUUCUCCUGGCGUCACUGGCAUCGGUGCCAAUAGCAACAGUGGUCGCACGGACACUCUGGGCCCGACUAUUACCAGUGCGACGGCCAGUCCCAAUGCGUCGGCGGUGACCGGACUCGGCAUGGGCUCUGGAUGCAGUCUCUAUCCGAAGUGGAAACCGCGCAGUAUCAAGACGACUAGUUACAAGGUCGUCGCUGACGCGAGGGGCAGUUGA